Molecule: messenger RNA, 1683 nt
Organism: Theileria annulata
Lineage: Eukaryota; Apicomplexa; Aconoidasida; Piroplasmida; Theileriidae
Exons: 5
Coding region: 1-1683 (560 amino acids)
Source: RefSeq, a predicted model, not a curated record
AUGUCUAAUAGAUUAAUAUAUAAUUUACGUUUAUUUAAUAAAUUUAAUAAAAAUUUUUCUACACAAAUUAAUAAAAAUAUAAAAUUAACUAAUAAAAAUAAUUUACCAAUUAAUAAUUUACCAAUUAAUAAAAAUAAUUUAUCAACUGAAAAAAAUAUAAAUAUAUUAAAAGAAAAAAAUAUUAAAAAAAAUAAUCAACAAUUUGUUAAAGAAUUGUAUGAAAAAAAUAUUUAUAUAUUGAAUUUGAAAAGAUUAAGACCAUUUUUGAAAUUUUUAUUAUAUCAAUCUAUACCAAUAUUUAUAUUAAUGUUUUUAUAUAAAUAUUUUGAAGAAAAGAAAUUAAAAUCAAUAAAACCAAUUUUAACCGAAAUUGAUUUAAUAAAACAUAUAAUAAAUACAUUAAAAAAUUCUACAACAAUAUUAAUUAAUAAAAAUAAUUUCAUAUUCAUUAAUCAAACAAAUUUUACAAAUUUAUUACAAACAAUAAGUAAUAAUAAAUUAUAUGAAUUACAAUUAUAUAUACAAGAUUAUAAUGAAGAAUUAAAUAAUAUUAAAUUAUUAACAAUUAAUCGUAAUAAGUAUACUUAUAUAAUAUUUGAAGGAAAAUUAAAAAAUAUUGAAAAUAAUUUACAAAUAAUUUUUAUACUUUUAUUAAUCAAAAUGGAAUCUGGACAAUUUUACAAUAAAAUUAUUAAAUUAAUUAAUUUUAAAAAAAUAAUAUUAAUAAUAAUAUUAAUAAUAAUAUUAAUAAUAAUAUUAAUUAUUUUAUUAAUAAUUUUUUCAAUUUUGAGAAGAAAGAGUAUUAAUGUUAUGGUUAUUGGACCGAAUAAUUCUGGUAAGACUAGUUUUGUAUAUAAAUUUGUGAAUAAUAAAUUUCCAUUAACAGUAACAUCACAAAAGAAUAAUUUAAUCCAAAUUUUUAUUAAUAAUAAAAGAAUAAAUUUAUAUGAUGUUAUUGAUAUUAAAUUUAUUAAUAAUUGUAAAUAUAUUCUUUUAUUAGAUUCUACUUGUAGAAAAUCUAUUAAACAAUUUUCUUAUAUACUUUUUCAAAUUAUUAACUACGUUACGGGGUCUUCCGUUACGGGGUCUUCCAUAACGGGGUCAGGUACACGGAAAAGUAUUUAUAAUACUAAUAUUACUAAGGUUAAUAGUAGUAAGGAUAUAACAGUUGUACCUGGUACUAAUACCUUAACUACAGGUACCCUUAGACCAAGCACCGUAACUGAGGGAAAGGGAGCUAAUUUUACAGCUAUGGAGUGUACCAUUGGACCAAGCACCGUAACUGAGGAGAAAAUUUUGAAUAAAAUUGCUGCUGUAACUAAUUUUGGGGAGUCGGAUACUUUUUCCGUGGAUACUAAUACCAAUAUUACUAAGGGUAUUUCCAAGGCCCCUUUUGGGGCUGGUACGGUUGGUACUACUGGUGCCGUUGGAGCAAGCACCGUUACUGCGUUAAUAAUAUGUAAUAAAAAUGAUAUAUAUAAUAGUAAGAAUAUAAAUGAAAUAGAAAGAAUAAUAAUGUUGGAAUUGGAAUUAUUAUCAACAGAAUCAAAUGAAUUGAAUAAAUUUUUAUGUAAUUUGACAAGUUUAAAGGAUUUGGAAAGAAUUGGAAUUUCAAUAAAUUUAAUGUCAUAUUCAAUAAAAAAUUCAAAUUUACAAGAAAUUAAAGAAUUUAUCAUGAAAUAA